UUGGGGAGUAGACAGAAAAGCAACAAGAGCAGAAGUCACUUCAGAGCAGAAACAGAGAGAGAGGGAGAGAGAAAGGUAAAAUACAACAUUUAACUAAUGCUUGACUUAUAUAAUGUUCUGAAAUGUAAAGGCUUAUGUAACCAUCUUUGCCUCAUUCCUGGCUUUGCUGGUGAAGGGAAGGUGUGAGAUGUAAAUCGAUUCAGAGCUGCUGCUUGUUCUUGUAAAAGAGCAACUCAAGGAAAAUCUGAACAGGCAGCAUCCUUUAUUAAGACGAUGAUUUCGAUGGUAGACUGUCCUCUGGUUCCGUUACUGUAUUUUCUGUGUCAGGUUCGUUGGAGGAAGAAGAAGAAGAAGAGAUGUUUGUUCUCAUCUGGGCGACUCUGCUUUUCUCUGUGAGACUCAGUGAUGCUGAGACAGGUUCUUCAGUGUGGGGGAAACAAAGUUGUCCGUUGACAGAUUACUGUAUCACUCUAGUUGAAGGAGAAAUAACAGCGGAGGCCGGACUCUGUGUCGUGAUACCAUGCUCCUUCACUGUUCCUGAGAAUAUCAAAGUCUUACAUAUAGUUUGGUUGAAAUGUGAAUCGACCAAACAGAGAUGUGGUUAUGGAGAAAUGAUUUUCAACAGUAACACCUCCAGCGAUCAGGUUCAGUCGGAGUUUAAAGGACGAGUGUCACUGCUGGAGUCUGAUGUGAGCCAAAAAAACUGCAGCAUCAUCGUCAAUGACCUGAAGGAGUCGGACUCUGGAACAUAUCAACUCAGAGUUGAAGCUUCACCGAGGAGAGGUUCAUAUAAAUUCUCCCAAAGAGCAACUGUCUCUGUUCAAGGUCUGAGUCAGAGGCCCACAGUGAUGAUUCCACCUCUGACUGAAGGACAGCUGACCACACUGACCUGCACUGCUCCUGGUCUCUGCUCUGGAUCUGAACCUACAUUCACCUGGAGGUGGCGAGGAAGAGGAGAGAGCGACGCUGAACUCACAGGAAACAUCACGGCCUUCAAAACUGAGAAUGUGACUGAGUUCGCUAAGAGAAGCAGCUCGACUCUGUCCUUCUCCCCUUCAGCUGAACAUCACAGAACCAACAUCACCUGCAGGAUCCUCUUCCAAGGACACGUGAGCACAGAGGAGACGGCGACUCUGAGUGUGAGCUGUGAGUAGAGCUACUUCAUUUCUGAGGGGGGGUAUUUUUACAACAAGAAACUUUGUUCUUAACCACAUUAUAUGACUGUGCAACGUGUGUUUAUCUAUCGUAGAUGUGAAGGAAGUCAGAUUAACCCAAAAUGUGUUAGUGAGGGCGAGACUCUGACUCUGAAGUGCACUGUUGAAGGUUUCCUUCCAUCGCGGAUCACAUGGACUAAUGCACUUGUGAUGGUGAAUGGAUAAACAAGGAGGAUAUAUUCUACAUUACUGUGUAUAAAGUAAAUACUGAUCAGACGUGCUGGUUCCAAAAAGAAGAAAACAUUACUCCACAAUAUGAUGUCAUUCAAAAUAAGGUUUAGCAAACCUGAUCAGAAAUAAGUAAAAAAAUGGAACACUUACCUAAAAUCAGUGGCUGUUAGGGUUAACCCUUUGCUAGGAAGAGAAAUUGCUGAGAGAAAAAUUGAAAGUUUCAUCAGGAGAAUCUAAAGCCAGUUCCUUUUUAUCUUUUAUUGUUUCAAUGCCCAUUAACUGGUGUGAAAAUACGUUUCAAAACACACACACAUCACGGAGUCGGCAGAGAAGCAGGAGCUUGACGGGAGGAGCUCCGUGAUGCUGAGCUGCUUCAGUCACAGCUUUCCCCCAGUCCAACACUACUCAUGGUACAGGAAGAGUCAGGGAGAGGAACAGGAUGAACUUGUGUCCAAGCAUCAAAACCACACAGUGUACUCAAACCAGUCAGGAGUCUACUACUGCGUCGCAGAAAAUGAAGUAGAUCAAAGUUUGUCUGAUCCCGUCCAUCUGUUUGAACGUGAGUGAAUUUCAAGACCUUAUAACUGUGUGUUUUAUUGUUCAGGAGACAUGUGGUGGUUUAUAUCAGAUCAUGUUUUCUGGUUGUCCAUCUGUACAUCCCAUUUCCUGCAUCCUUCGCACAAAAACAAAAUAAGAAUCAAGGAGUAAAUGAUUUGAUUUCGGUAGCCAAAGGUGAAGCUCGAUAUGAUGCUCUCUCUCUUUUAGCCACAGGAAACUCUCUGCACAUCCUGAAGUUCCUCGUUCCUGCUCUAUUUGUCCUGAUGAUUAUCAUUUUAAUCGUCAUAGUUUUAAGACUCAGGAGGAAAAAAUCUAUUCAACAAGGAACAAAAAACACCAAAUCCCCUUCUGGUUUUUCGGAGCAGUUGAGUCGUCCAGACGCCCCUGAACACCAGCCUCUUCCAGACAGCACGUACGACCACACCCACUCAACACACUGUCCCCACCCAGGACAAGGAUCAUCAUGUGGGACAGAGUCAGACAUGGACUGCUGCUCAUGCUGGAGUCAAAGCAUCCAUUUAUUUUCUAUAUCCUCCGACAUGAAUAGCACAAUGAAAGUCUGCCCUGUUAUUUUUUUAAGUCAUUCACUCUGUAUGCAUAUGUUUAUUCUUACAUAUCUUUUAUAUUCCACAGGCCUCCGACCGACAUCAACCUUGUUUACAGCAUUUUGAAUCUGCCCCAGGUGAGUCCCAGGUUGAGACAACACUUUAAACUAGAAAACAAUAAGUUAAAACAGUCUUUAAACAGAGACUUUAGUAAAACUCAAGAAGAUUUAUAUUAAAAAGAGUUUAAUUCAAAGUGUCUAGUCAUGGUGGCCUGUUGUCAGAACCGUGUCUUAGCACAAUAGAUUUUUUAAUUAUUUAACAACCAGUUGUUGAAACUUCAACAUUUAUAUCUAAUUGGCUUUAUGUAUAUUGAAAUCAUAGGAAACAGUGAUUAAGGAGAGUACAAGUUUAACAUUCAGGAUAUUUAAGCCUCUGCCUCAUCACUUCUGACCUGUUACAGCUGUAAAACUACUGAUUCUUCCAAAUACUCUAAAGCAAAUCUAGAUAUAUCUACUUAACAAAUCUAGAAAAAUCUCUGUAAAAAACAACAAAAAUGGUUGAUUUUCAGUGCUUACGAAUUGAAAACAAAAUUAAAAUGCAGUUUGUAGUUGUACUGCAUCUCAGAACCAUAUGUACAUCAAUAUAUAACCUUCAUGACUUAAAUGUACAGACAUGUAGCUGACAUGUUGAGAGAACGUUAAAGUAAAGGUGAUCAAUAACAAUCAUGGUUUAUGCCAACUGUAGGGGCGUGCUUAGGCCCGAUUUAAGCUGGUCUAUUCAUUCUGUUGGGAGAACUGCUACUCGAUAGACGUAAGUGUUAUAACUCUGCUAAGAAAUUGUUUCUCAACCAGCGAACGUGGUAAAGUUGACUGUUAUUGCAAUUAAUUGUUUUGGCUAUUAUGCCAAUUCAUUUUUCUCAUUACAAAGUAUUUGUUUUUCACUCUUUUGUUUUAUUUUAUAUUGUCAUUAUUAAUGCUGCCCUUUUGGGCCUUCUUUUUGGGAAAACAAAAAUUCCCAUCACACAAACUACAUCUCUAACACCUCCUGAGAGUUUUUCUACCUAUGUCAACCGCUCUUGUACAUCUCUCUUUAACACGCAUGCACAGGGGAAAACUACCUGCAGUUUCUAGCCCCAAGCCGGUUUCAAGGUUCCCCUCAUCGCCUUUAUAUUAUUUUAGAUAUAUUUCUCUUAUUUUAGAUAUUUUUCACGAUAUUCAAGAGUAAUCUGGAAAUGUGUUGAAAUAUCAAAGUUAAUUUCGCAGACCCUCUGCAAUGCCGUCACGGACCACCAGGGGGCCGCAGACCCCUGUUUGAAAACCCCUGCUCUAAAGUCAUAAUUUCAAUCAUAUGUUAUCAAAUAUGUUUUAAUGGUGAUAUUACAAAGCAUCCAAAGUCCCAGAAUCUGUUAUUUGUUUUAUUUUGAGAACACACGAUGCAAGGAUCUGAAACAAGACAACAACAUGUGCACAUCAUUUUUAAAAAUUAUGAAUAAAUAAUCUAUCAGGAUAUCUUCAACCCCUCAAAUUGACCAUGUAGAGCUACUGCCUUCCAUCUUCUAUCAUCAGUAUUAAUCUGGCUCUACAGGCAGAUGUGUCUUGUACUGUUCAAGCUGUUGCUUUUCCCUCCUUGUUCUUCCAUAUCCUGCCCUCACUGUUUGUCCUGUCAGUAGCUCUCUAUCAGUGCACUUAUAUCUCAGUAUACUGGGGCCAGUGAUUAAAAGAUAACCUGUACAGCAUCCAUUUUAGAGCAUGAAUGAAGAGAUUCAGUUGCUGCUUGAUAAUCACUGAUGUUUUCUGUCUGCAUCUGCUCAGGCUGCCUCUGCACAAAACCACACAAGACGGCAAGCUGGAAACACCGAGGAGGAUUCUGUCAACUACGCUCCUCUGAACUUUAAGAAUAAUCUGAAGAAGAAGCAAAGAAAGGUGGAAGAAGACUCUGUGUAUGCGAAGGUGUCCAAGCCAACACGAGUUAAAAAGGUCAGGAACCGUGACCUCUCAUUUCUUUAUAUCAGUCCGUAUAUUUUGCUAUUAGGUGAAUUUAAUCCAGAAAUUGUAGCACAAAUAAUCUAUAAACUACCUUCACUCUCAUCCUAGAAUGAACCAGAGAGCCUGCAGGACUAUGAUGACAUUAGUGAUGCAGCUGCACGUGCACCAACAUCUCCAACUCUAUUUGACGACCACACCAGUGAAGGUGAAGUGGAGCUGAACUUUCCACAGGUGAGAUUCACAGGGACGCCCCGACGUCAGACGACCAACAGAGACUCCAGCAGCUCACACCAAGAUGAGAGUCUUUACUCUAACGUCAGGAUUUGACCGAGAUGUUCUCGUCCUGCUUUUUACAGCUACCUCGGGCCUGAGGAAGUUUAUAUUCACAAUAAGUCAUCACAGAGAGUCUGAAGCGUUCAUGUGUUAAACCGUGUUGCCAUUUGGAGUAUUUUAAAACUAGUUAGCAAGAAGACACAGAAGUUACAUUACUGAGCUAAAAUAUAAUAUAUCAAUAUUUAAAACUGUUAAUUAAAGGUUCUGGAGAAAAUAGUGAACAAAGCUAAAUGUGAGGGAUAAACGGUUAAAAUCCUUAUUUUGAAACUUAAAAUGUAAAUAAUGUGAGUGUAAAAUGGUUGUAUAAUUAACUUUUUAUAUAAUCUAUAAAUGACAUGCAGUUAGAUAAGAAAUGCUGAGAAUAACUGCUGAAUGUUUUUUUUUGUGCUUUCCAGUGUUGUGAACUUAAUCCAAACCCACACACAUGAAAUGUAAAUAUCCUGUUGCUCAAAAUAAAAUGAAAUAUGUUUGAACAAAUUA
Molecule: messenger RNA, 5286 nt
Organism: Pleuronectes platessa (European plaice)
Lineage: Eukaryota; Metazoa; Chordata; Actinopteri; Pleuronectiformes; Pleuronectidae
Product: sialic acid-binding Ig-like lectin 14
Exons: 5
Coding region: 357-1154 (265 amino acids)
Source: RefSeq, a predicted model, not a curated record